AUGUUUCGACUCCUCACUGCUCUAUUUUGGGCAUUUGGAAGUGGGCUUUCUGAUGGAUCAGUUGGGGUUUUGUUAAACUACAUUGAAAUUCAAUAUCGAAUUUCAUAUUCUGUUGCAUCCAUAUUAUGGUUGAGUAAUGCAUCGGGUUGUAUUCUCGUUGCAUUACUUUCCGACGUGAUUCAGAAGAAGCUUGGCCGGAAAUCAAUUUUCUGGGGUUGUGUCUCUUGCAUAAUCAUGUAUACGUUAGUGCUGACUGGCCUGUAUUAUCCAAUUAUAGUGAUUGGGUUUUUCUUUUAUGGUAUGGGCGCUGGGAUUUGUGUAGCUCAAUAUAAUGUAUUUAUUGGAAGGUUGGAAAAGUCUUCAACUGCACUUGGUUAUUUCCAUGGUUGCUAUGGAUUGGGUGCUUCUGCUUCACCUUUAAUUGCAACUGCAUUUGUUGAAGCUGGGCUAAAAUGGAACUAUUACUAUUUGGUUGUAUUGGGGAUAUUCUUGAUUAGUACUGUAAACACAUACUUUGCUUUUGUUCAUGGUCAAGAAGAUCUCAAUCCAUGGGACGAGAAAGAACAGCAGCAACAACAGCCAGUAUUGCAAGUUAAAAGUACUGGGUUGAUGAAGGAAGCAUUGACAAACAAAAGAACAUGGUUUUCCGCGUUAUUCAUAUUCUUUUAUCAAGGAGGUGAAGUAUCGUUGGGUGGGUGGAUUACUACCUAUUUGAGAGAUUAUAGAAACCAUAAAAACCCUUCAAUAGGGUACGUUGCUUCUGGUUAUUGGUUUGGGUUAACUUUUGGAAGAUUAGUAUUAACGAGAUUAAUUCAUAAGUUAAUUGGAGCAAGAAGAGGGAACUCCAUCGCUAUUGCGUUAUCGAUAUUAUUUGCAUUACUAACAUGGGUUAUUCCAAGUUUACCCAUUGAAAUAGUUACUAUAACAUUAGUAGGUAUAAUGAUCGGUCCAGUAUAUCCGUUAAUGAUUACUUACAUAGUACUGGAAGAUUUAAUCCCAAGAAAAAUUGCAGUGAUUUCAGUUACGGUAAUGACAGCAUUUGGAUCUUCGGGUGGUGCCAUGCUUCCAUUUUUGGUGGGGUUAAUUUCUCAAUUUGCGGGGGCAUUUGUGGUUUUACCACUGUUUAUUGCGAUGUUUUUUGUUACUUUAUGCCUUUGGUUAUUGCUUCCAAAUGCUAGUUAUACCAAAGGAACAGGUAAAAUUGACAUCUUAAGAAGAAUUUGGUGA
Molecule: messenger RNA, 1227 nt
Organism: Spathaspora passalidarum NRRL Y-27907
Lineage: Eukaryota; Fungi; Ascomycota; Pichiomycetes; Serinales; Debaryomycetaceae
Exons: 1
Coding region: 1-1227 (408 amino acids)
Biological process (GO): transmembrane transport
Cellular component (GO): membrane
Molecular function (GO): transmembrane transporter activity
Source: RefSeq, a predicted model, not a curated record